Messenger RNA from Rotaria sordida, 995 nucleotides. The record is from the annotation of a GenBank genome assembly. NCBI's taxonomy places the organism in Eukaryota, Metazoa, Rotifera, Eurotatoria, Philodinida, Philodinidae.
AUGUUAUUUCAGUGGGAACCACCGGAGACGGUACAUGCUCCUGUCAAUCAUCCUCCAUUUAUUGGUGCUGUUGUUACACGUUCAAAAAUGAAACAGAUAAAACAACAACAAAAUGAAAAUGACAAAAUGACACCACCCACUGUAAAUGAUAUAUCAUCGUCAUCAAGUAAACACAAAAUUGAACAUUCAAAUCAAUCUCCAUCACACUUAAUUACGUCUAACAAUUUUGAUAUAACUCAAAUUAAACUUGAACAGUCAAAAGAUUCAAAUAUUCAGAAGAAGAUUAAAGAAGUUAUGCAAGAUCUAACAAAACAUCUUUAUGAAGUUACAGACGGUUUAUUAUAUAAAUUGGUAUCAAUGAAUGUUGCUAAUAAUAAUACGAAGAAAUGGUCAUUUUGGCAUUCAGUGAACAGAUUUAAAAAAUUAAAAAAUAAAUUCUGGUGGCCAAAUAUGAAACAAUCAAUUAUUCAACAUAUUCAAUCUUGUUUACCUUGUCAACAACAUAAUAAUAGUCGUACAAAAAAACUAGGUCGACUUAAUCCAAUUCCAACUACAGAGGGACCAUUUCAAUUAAUAGGUAUUGAUUAUUGUGGUCCGUUCAAACCAACACCUCAUGGUACUCAUUUUAAAAAUCAACUUAUUGAAUCCAUAGCAGAAUUAAUUGGUUACAAUCAUAUUUUUUCAAGUAUUUAUCACCCACAAAGUAAUGAGAUGAUUGAACGUUUUAAUGCGACAUUCGUUCCUCAAAUUGUUAAACUUCAAGCUCUAGAAAAUAACAAUUGUGAUGAAUUCUUAUCACCAGUGAUAUUUGCUGACAACAUUGGCAUUCAUGCAACGACUAAUUAUUCACCAUUUCAACUACAGUUCGGUCGAAAACCACGUUUACCUACUAAUGAACCUUCAUCAUCAUUUACUUUCAAUAAACCAAAUGAUUAUUAUGUACAACUGAAAAAAAAUCUGUUGAUAAUACAACAACACGUACGUGAUAAUAUUAU